AUGGCUUCUGAGCCUCAGUUUGCUGACGGCAUUGACCCCGAGCGGCUUCGCCCGUCCUUGAACGCGCUACAGAGCAAUGGAUGGACCUUGGACGAGGAUAAGAUUGGCAUCAAAAAGACCUUUUAUUUCAAAUCUUAUUUCAAGGCAGUGAGCUUCGUCAACGUGAUUGCUUCACAGAGUGCCACCAAGAAACAUCAUGCCACAAUGACGAUUAGAUUCGGAUCAGUCGAUGCAUACUGGACGACUCACCACCCUCGAGGCCUUACCGAUAAGGACACUUCGAUGGCGCAGUUCUGUGAUCAGGCAGCGGAGUUGGUGGGCGUGGUGGAACAAGGACAAGGCCUCAAGUGUGGGCCGGGGGCGUAG
Molecule: messenger RNA, 366 nt
Organism: Aspergillus calidoustus
Lineage: Eukaryota; Fungi; Ascomycota; Eurotiomycetes; Eurotiales; Aspergillaceae
Source: the annotation of a GenBank genome assembly